AUGUCUGUGGGGUUACGUGUUGUCCGUGGUCCAGACUGGUGUCAUGGAAACGCCGAUCAGGGUGAAGGUCACAUUGGAACAGUUGUCAUGGACAACGAGGAUAAUUAUGACGUGAUUUGGGACAAGGGCGGUAAAACUAACUGCCGAGCGGGUAAAGGCGGAAAAUACGACCUGCGGAUUUGGGAUAAUGCUCCAAUUGGGGCAAAGCACGCUGACGUGAAUUGUAACAAUUGUGGAAAGAUAAUUCUUGGCAUGCGCUGGCAGUGUACACAGUGCCCGGAUGUUGACCUUUGCAGUUCCUGCUAUUUCACGAGUGUGCAUGACUUAGACCAUCCCUUUCAUCGCAAGGAAACACCAGGCACCUCGUGGGUGGCGGUAAUGAAGAGGUCGACUGGAACCAAGAUUCGGGCUGUUGGGAUCCUCCCUGGGGCCAAGGUCCAACGGGGACCUCACUGGGAAUUUGGAGACCAGGAUGGCGGUAUUGGAUCAAAAGGCACGGUUGUGGACAUCCGACCUUAUGGUGCUGCUGUCGGCACGAGGAAUGCUGUUAAGGUCAAAUGGCCAAACAACGAAUCGAAUGUUUACCGUGUUGGCAGUCAGGGAAAAGUGGAUGUAAAAUGUGUUGAGGAGGCGCGGGGGUUCUACUACUUACAGGAACACCUACCAGUUGCUGGAGCCAUCAGCCAGGACACAGGGGUGAAACCAAAAGUGGCAAUUAACCGGCAGUCUCCACGCCCUACAAAUUCAAGUUCAAAGUUCAAUGUGGGUGACAAGGUCUGCGUCCAUCUUCCACCAGAAUCUUUAAAGAAAGUACAGAGAGGUCAUGGGGGCUGGAGCAUGCGCAUGAGUGAGUGUGUUGGUGAGACGAUGAGGGUGACGAGGAUAGUCGAUGAAUCAACAAUUGAAGUAGAGUACAGUGGAUCUACAUGGCAGUUCUACAAAGGGGCACUGUCAAAGGUGGACACUUUCAAAGUCAAUGACAUUGUUCGUGUACUAGGAGACAAGAAGAAAGUUGAGUUGAUGCAGAAGAACCACGGAGGUUGGGAUGAUGAAGUGGACAAGGCGAUAAACAAGGUAGGCAGAGUAGUGAGUUCUGCUGCUGCUGAAAUGUCAGAUGGACUGACACGUAUGAUUGCCCACUUGCUAGUAUUGGAUACCUUGACAAGCAGAGCUGUUGGACCGGAACAGAUUGUCACUGCAGCUGCACAAGGAAAUGUGUCAACUGUAAAAAGUAUUCUGGAAAAGAACAAAGACCUGGGAAACUGCACCUUUAAGAACCUGACUCCAUUAAUGAUAGCCUCUUAUGAGGGUCAUGAGGAGGUAGUCAAGCUUCUUGUAGACAAUGGUGCCAGAAUCGAUGCUGAGAGCGCAGACAAGAGUACAGCACUGCUUUCGGCCAUAGCCGGAAAGAAGGAAGCUAUUGCCUUGUACCUAGUACAAAAGGGUGCCAAUGUGAAUGCCUGUAACAUACAUGGUCGCUCCACGGCUCAUACUGCUGCUUAUGAGGGCAUGAACAAUAUUCUGAAGGUGGUCCUGGAGAAGGGUUGUAACCCAAAUAUUCGGGAUGCUGAGGGUGACACACCUCUUCAUGAUGCCAUAAUGAAGCGAAAUGAGAGAGGAGUGAACUUGCUGCUCAGCCAUCCAAAUCUGGAUCCCAAGGUCACCAACCAACGAGGAUUCAAUCCUUUACAAUGGGCCGCCUUCAAAGGCAAUGAGUUUGCAACAGAGAAGAUUCUGACCAAGGCAUCUACCAUAGUGGAUGUCCAGAAAACUGACGGACAUGCAGCCCUGCAUAUUGCCGCCAUCAACAACCACAGCGAGAUCGCUAAUCUCCUUAUACUGAAAGGUAAAGCCACUGUUGACAUAAGGAACAAAAAUAAUCUUACACCUCUUCACCUUGCUGCUCACCAGGGCUAUUUAGAAACUGCGCAAACAUUGCUUCAGCAUGGUGCCUCCGUGACUGUGAUAGACAAGGAUGGUGAUACACCCCUUCAUAUGGCAUUGCUUGGACACAGGGGAGAUGCAAUGGACCCUUUAUUACAGUUGUUUGGCCUGUCAAUGCAAGUCAGUGUCCAGGAGGACAACGAACGCUACCAAGUAGCAUGUAAGCUGAUAGAAAAGGGAGCGAGUCUUCAAGCCAGGAACAACAGGAACGGAACGCCCCUUGAAGUAUGUCGCAGCGAAAGAUUGAAGGAGGCAGUCAGCAAAUUUGCUGCGAAAAUACGACCGCAAACGGCCAAGCCUUCCCUUGGGGACCAGUUUCUGGCUGAGCUGUUCUCGGAGCUCCCCCUACCAUGUGCAUUGUGUAAGGAGAGACUCUCGGAUGCACGAUUCCUUCCCUGUCGACACAAAGUAGCUUGUAAGAACUGCUGUCGCAAGUUCCGGUGUUGUCCCAUGUGUAAACAGGAUGUCGCCAAAUGUGUAGACAUGGAGGGGAGAGAGAUUGUGGAAGUACCCUGCCACGUGCAGUGA
Molecule: messenger RNA, 2472 nt
Organism: Ylistrum balloti
Lineage: Eukaryota; Metazoa; Mollusca; Bivalvia; Pectinida; Pectinidae
Product: E3 ubiquitin-protein ligase MIB2-like
Exons: 18
Coding region: 1-2472 (823 amino acids)
Biological process (GO): protein ubiquitination
Cellular component (GO): cytoplasm
Molecular function (GO): ubiquitin-protein transferase activity; zinc ion binding; protein binding
Source: RefSeq, a predicted model, not a curated record